AGUGAUUCAGUUCAUUCCACCGGAUGGAGAAUUCCAGCUCAUGACAUACAACUGCGUACUGAACAUCAAUUUGCCAUUCAAGGUGAUUCCCCAGGUUCAACAAGUGGGUUCUACCAGACUUCAGUAUAAGCUUCUGAUCAAAUCUCUUUUUCCGGCCAAAUUGAAUGCCACCGAAGUCAAGAUUCUGAUUCCAACCCCUCAGGGUGUUAUAAAACAUUAUACUAGCGAAUCAUCAGGAAAGGCCAAGUUUUCGGGUGGGGAAGACCUCAUUAUAUGGAAAUUCAAUAAGUUCUUCGGAGACCAAGAGCAUGUGUUGACAGCAGAAGUGGAGCUUUCAGAAGACUCGGUGCACCUGAUGAUCAACUGGUCUCGUCCUCCUAUCAAACUUGAUUUUGUAAUCGAUAUGUUUUCCUGUUCGGGGUUGUCAGUCAACUAUGUUAGAAUCCAAGAGAAGAGUAAUUACCGAACGGUGAAAUGGGUGAAAUAUCGGUCGCAGUCCGGGUCCUAUGACAUACGCUACUAAGUGGUCAGUGCCAAAUUCAAGUUCCAUGAAAUACAAUAUUGCCAAUAUACAAUCUAUCUACCGCACCAAAAGGCUCAUCAAAAUCUUCGCACAUUUCUUCUGUCCCACCCCAUUGCCAAUGAGAGAUAUUGUUGUUUUAAGUGGCUCAAGUCACCCGAACUUGGCCAAGAGUAUCUGCCGACACCUCACCGUUGAACAAGGAGUGCUUGCAUCCAAGAAAUUCUCCAACGGCGAGACAUCGAUUGAGAUUCAAGAUUCAGUAAGAGAAAAGGACGUUUUCAUAGUCCAAUCAGGAUGUGGUGAAGUCAACGAUAAUUUCAUGGAGUUGUUGAUCGCCAUUGCCGCCUGUAAGACCGCCAGUGCAAGAAGGGUCACCGCCGUGCUCCCGUUGUUCCCAUACUCCCGCCAACCCGAUGUGCCUCAUGCUGCUUCCUUAACGGGUGCACCAUCAUUAACCGUGAAAAAAGACCAGUAUACAUACGAAAGUGCACCUGGAACCCCCAAACCGUUGCGGGAUGAUACAACCGACGUAUUUGCGUCGACGCCUCCUCCACUAAGUCUUAUGACCCCGUCUGCCAAUUCGAGUACCGAUCUACUCAGUAAGGCCACUUUGAAUAAUCUCAGAAUACCUACUGGUGGGACAAGCGGUAAAAUCCCUUCGCUCACGCCCACGGCAAUUGUAACCAACUCGGCGGCCGUCAAUAUUCCUUCUGUCGAUGCCUAUGGUAGAACUGAAAGUGGAUAUAAGCAGUGGGUGGCCCAGAACGGGACUCUUAUUGCCAAUUUACUCAUCACGGCCGGGGCCGACCGGUGCAUCACCAUGGACCUCCAUGACCCACAAUUCCAGGGGUUCUUCAACGUGCCGGUUGACAAUUUGUACUCCAAGCCAUUAUUGAAGAGGUACAUCAUCGACUAUAUACCCGACUACCAAAGCUGUGUGAUUGUUUCACCCGAUAGUGGAGGAGCCAAGAGAGCCACGUCGAUAGCCGAUGCGUUGGGAUGCUCGUUUGCGUUGAUCCACAAGGAAAGACGGGCCAAAAUCACCAAAACUUCCCCUCUGGCGUCGGGUUCGGCCCAGGCAUCGCCCAUGGUGCGCCAUGCCAGUGCCAGCUCGGUGGUAGGAAAUUCUGCCACCAUGGUGGCCACAACAAUGCUUGUGGGAGAAGUCAAGGAUCGGGUUUGUGUGUUGAUCGAUGAUUUGGUCGACACGUCCUAUACUAUCACCCGGGCAGCCAAGUUACUUAAAGACCAAGGAGCCAAGAAGGUUUAUGCGUUGGUGACGCACGGGAUCUUCAGUGGAGAUGCGCCCAACCGGAUCUCGAAGUCAGCGAUUGACAAGGUCAUCACCACCAAUUCGGUCCCACAGGUGCAUACGGCUGCGAUUUUGGGAGACAAGUUGGAGGUGUUGGACGUGCUGCGAAUACUAGCGGAGGCCAUUCGGAGAAUCCACAAUGGAGAAUCUGUGUCGAUGUUAUUUGACCAUGGGUGGUAGUUUAUACUACUAGAGCGGUAGAGCUUCUGUAGCGGUAGACACUGUGAUAAUAAAUACUAGUAAACUGCAAUGGUCUAAGACCAAUGCCAAAGAAAAUUCACCGCGCACGUCUUGAUGGACGCCUGUCCAACACCUGCUAAAUGUUGUGGCUUCUGUAAAUUUCACAAAACAUAUCUAAGUCGACACCGUAUAACACUCUUCACUUAGAAUCAAAUCCAGCCGUGGCCAUAAACACUCUCACCAGCACUGCCAGGUGACCUACUAGCUGUCUCCAGGUGACCUACCAACUCUCCCCUCCUCGCACACAGUUACCGAAAUCCGGGGAAAUAAGUGGCAUUUUCAAUUGCGAUGAGCACUCCAAACCCGCCACCACUCUCCGUUGCAAUUUCCGGGCAGAAUUAUGGCGGGGUCUGGCGGUGACAACCAAUCCACUGCCGGGUAGCCACACACAAAAGUCUAUUUUAGGAUGGUAUUGGGCUUGUCCUUCGUAUAGUGUCGGACAAUUAUCCCCGG
Messenger RNA from Yamadazyma tenuis ATCC 10573, 2528 nucleotides. The record is from RefSeq and is a predicted model, not a curated record. Lineage: Eukaryota; Fungi; Ascomycota; Pichiomycetes; Serinales; Debaryomycetaceae.